Molecule: messenger RNA, 1222 nt
Organism: Hemibagrus wyckioides
Lineage: Eukaryota; Metazoa; Chordata; Actinopteri; Siluriformes; Bagridae
Gene: tnnt2e
Product: troponin T2e, cardiac
Exons: 14
Coding region: 129-980 (283 amino acids)
Biological process (GO): regulation of muscle contraction; cardiac muscle contraction; sarcomere organization
Cellular component (GO): troponin complex
Molecular function (GO): tropomyosin binding; troponin C binding; troponin I binding
Source: RefSeq, a predicted model, not a curated record
AAAUCAUUGAAGAAGUACCUCCCCCUGAAGUGGAAGCACCUACGCAGGAAGAUGAAGAACCAGAAGCUGAAGUAGAAGAACCUGAAGCUGAAGUAGAAGCCCCGGCUGAGGAGGAGGUCACAGAUGAGAUGAAACCAAAGCCGAAGACAUUCAUGCAAAAUAUUACAGCUCCAAAGAUUCCAGAGGGAGAAAAAGUGGACUUUGAUGACAUUCACAGAAAGCGUCAAGAAAAGGAUUUUGCAGAACUGCAGUCCCUGAUCGAGGCUCACUUUAUCCAGAGGAAGAAGGAUGAGGAGGAGCUCAUUGCUCUGGUCAACAGGAUUGAUAAGCGCCGUACCGAGAGAGCGGAACAACACAGGAUCCGAGCAGAGAAGGAAAAGGAAAGGCAGGCCCGUCUGCAGGAGGAGAAGGAAAGAAGAGAGCAGGAAGAACAGAGGAAGAAGCAGGAUGAGGAUGCCAAGAAGAAGAAGGCUCUCACCAACAUGACACACCAGUAUGGUGGAAUACAGCAGAAGAUGGAGGGUCGUAAAGGGGCAAAGAAACAGACUGAGAGGGAGAAGAAGAGAAAGAUCCUGGCUGAAAGGAGGAAGCCACUCAACAUCGACCAUCUGUCUGAGGAUAAAUUGAAAGAGAAGGCCAACGAGUUGUGGCAGUGGAUGAUGGAGCUGGAGGCUGAGAAGUUCGACCUCAGCGAGAAACUUAAGAGACAGAAAUACGAUUGCCAAAGGUCGUGGCAAGGGCAAGGUUGGAGGCAGGCUGAGGUAAACCCUCGAGCACUUGAGGUGCGCCAAGAAUCAAGAAGAAGAUUCACUCUGUGCCACAGAAACAUAUCCAGCAAUCACACUGAAUUAUUGUAUUGUUUGACAGCACGUGUAGCUCAUAGAAAGACAGUAAAGAGAUCUUUUGUUGUACUGCUUUUCUCCCUGCUUGCUUUUUUCCCUCUGCUUUAUGCUCAUCCAAAGAAAUACAUCAUGAACUAAGAAUCCUGGAUUUGCACAGGACGGUCUUUUUUUUAUUACAGCAGCUGUUCUUAGAUAUAAAUCUACAGAAUCCCCCGAAGCAGGAAGAAGACUCAACUGUUUUUGUAAAUGUAAAUCUUCACGGUAUCACUGCAAAAAGUCACGUCUUUGCAAGUUAUAAAAUAUCCUGAAUCUAUUAUCUAUUAUUUCUUAUUAUAUGAGUGCAAUAAACUAAAAAUAAGAUUAUUGAAUCUAUUUCUAGG